UUCAGUCAUGCUAUUGCGGUUGCUACGAACGCUGGACUUCACGUUUGACAUGUUGGAACAUUAUGUUUGAUUUAAAAAAUUGCCAAACGCUGAUUCAGCACACGUUUUAAGUCAGCCAGGACGAAGUGAAUGCUUCACGGUUCUCAACCAUGCAUAAAUGUGAUAAUAGUAGCCAGACAACACAUCGAUUGUUGAAGAUGACUGCCCAAUUUCCGGACAGUAGUUAGACCUAAAGACUAAAACUUAAAGACGCGAUCACACAAAACUGCAGCGGUGCCAUUUCUGAAUCGGAGUUAAAACCUUGGGAUAAUAAUCUCACCGCGGAAUUGGCACACUCCUUUCUUUUAAAUGCCUUUCUUAGAAGGCUAAACGUCAUGAACCAAGAUUCAAGAGAAAAGACUGAGUUGAGCGGGACUCGGAUCACCAAGCAGAUUCUGAAGACAAGAAGUGGCGAGUUUGACCUUGAGAGCAUCCAUAGCUUAAUCCUCAGAGAAAUGGACAUUGAUCACUUGGGUUGCAUCGGAGACUGUACUUACCUGGAGAGGCUAGACCUGAGUAGAAAUGACCUUGCCAACCUUCGACCUCUGACCCCUCUCAAGCAGCUGUCAUGCUUGAACAUUUCAGCCAAUCGGAUCACAAACAUUGAUCCUUUAAAGGAACUUGUUAAUCUUCAAACCCUCAACGUGUCCGGGAACCUCAUAAGCAGCGUCGAUAGUCUCCAGUGCUUGGCCGACCUAGACUCCCUCUCCAGUUUGACCUUGAGUGACCCCCUGACUGGUCUCAAUAACCCGGUGUGCCACAGCGCUUCCUACAAGUCCAACGUGAUGUCCAUGCUUCCGAGGUUAAAGGUCAUGGACGGAGAGAGAAUGUUGGGGAAUGGCAGAGAACUCAUUGAACUUUGUCAGAAGCUGGAUGCAAUGUUGGAAGGAUCCCAAGAGAGUACAACGACCAGAAUGGAUCAACCGUCGCCCUGGGUGAGCAAAGACUUCUGGGAGAUUAAAGGGGCAGUUGAUUCAGAUCAAGACAGAUGGAGUGCAGAACAGCAGUUUCAAGACAUCUUGAAAAGCUGCAAGGACUUGGAGUUUGAUGCAUCACGGAGUCUAACGGAAAGCGCUGGAGAAAAGACAUGACGGCGAUCUGGAAAAGUAGCGAAAGUGUGCCAACACCAUUAUUUCUGAAUCAUGUAAUAUCCUGCCAAAGUUUUCUUGCUACCUACCCUACUUGCAGUGCUUAGAACUGUUUGAAAGAAAUUCCAUCUAGACUCACAUGGAAUAUAUUUUCAACUGGAAAAUCCCCCUGUAGUGAUUUUCUGUACUGGUGUAAGACAGAGAGAUAUCGGUGGUCUCAGAAAGAACUCCCAGAGCUGCUAAAUAGGGAGAAAAGUCGCAAGCGUAGAUUUGUGUAUCUCAUUGCAGAUGUGUAUACAUGUUGAAUCUGGAACCGUAAUCCUAGAGGCCUCUUUGCUUGGCACAAUGCUCAAUCCUUCAAAUUCUCCACUUAUUCAUGCCAGAAAACUUUAUUCAGCCUCAGUCCUCCAAAAUCCUCCCAAUACUUCUUGAAUAUGCCCCCUUGGGGGGUGCCCACUGCCUCAUUCUAUCAAAAUCCUCCAGCAGUCCCUGUCAUGUUGAUGCAAUGCAAAUGGUACCCUAGAGCAGUAUGGAGGAUUUCACAUAUAACGCGGGCAUGAAUCUAUGCAUGGCUGAACAUGAACAACACAAAAGGUCUAACCCAAAACCUAGACACAAUACAUCCUUUGCAAUCAGCCACACCUUUUGCCAUUCUUAUUCCUAAACAAUCUUCAAAACCACCUGGAGGAUUUUGGAGGGUUAGAAUUAAAGGUGUUUGAGUGUAGUGAUCAAGGAUCCUUUCCCUUUUCUGCACUGUGCUUUAUUUUGCAGAAGGGUUGUUUCCUAGGAAUAUUGAGUUGGAGCACUAUCAAUGUCUUGCUGUUGAAAGGUAACAUGACAAGCAGUAAUCACUCAGUACAUGUCUCUCUCAAAUGACGUCACUUCCUCCAGAUUGUCCACGUGUAUUGGCAUUUUAGACUUCAAAUUCUGGUGACAUGCAUCAACUGCAGUACAUUUUGAAGAUGUUUGGAGGUCAACACAUGUGCGUGUAGAACACUUGCACGCUGCUCGCACACGUACCUGAAGGAGUUCAAUGCCCAGUUGUACUUUUCCUACAAAGAUGGCGUCCUUUGACAGAGAUCUAUAACUGAUGGUAACCAGGAACAUGUGUACACUUAGCACUUCUGUGGAACUAGUUCUGUUUUAGGAAUGUUUAUGUAAACCUUAACUGCCCCGUAUCCUACCUGAAUUUGAACAACAGGCAUCGAGGCAUUUGGGUGGAUACAUUUGUGGGACUUGAUAUCAUGUUUUUGCUCAAGGCCAGUGAUUUGUUUUCUGCAGUUUUCAAUAUUUGUGUAUUUUGAAAACUUACAAUGGGACUGAGGCUUAAGUUUUGUCUUGUACAGGGUUUUUGAAUUUGUUGAAAGAGGUCUGUCUGUGAAUCGAAAAUAUGAAUUUUGAGUAAAGAUUUUGUUUCUGUAAUUUUGAAUAUACUGUUGUUUAAAUUGAUGCCAUUUUACAGAAAAUUGAAUUUUAAUUGAAGAUUAAUUGCAAAGGCGAAUGUAAAAAAUCAGUACUGUAAUCAGAGAGUAUAUAAAAGAUGAAUUUAUAAAAAAAAAGACGAAUUUAUCAAAAAAAGUGAACGACCAAGCUCAAAUCUUAUCUUAGUGAAAAGUUUACAUUUCAAAAUUUGUUGUUUUACAAGUAGGUAUGAAUGGCACUGCAGUGAAACUACCGGUUUGCGUUCUUCCUGUUUUAGCUUGUCUAGUGAGUAAAGGUCAAGUUGAUUUCACGAAACUUUA
Acanthaster planci (crown-of-thorns starfish) is the source of this 2869-nucleotide messenger RNA. It is a transcript of the gene lrrc61, whose product is annotated as leucine rich repeat containing 61. Gene Ontology annotation, molecular function: protein binding. The record is from RefSeq and is a predicted model, not a curated record. Gene Ontology annotation, biological process: outer dynein arm assembly. Gene Ontology annotation, cellular component: cytoplasm. Lineage: Eukaryota; Metazoa; Echinodermata; Asteroidea; Valvatida; Acanthasteridae.